Messenger RNA from Pecten maximus, 4968 nucleotides. RefSeq names its product protein SET-like. The record is from RefSeq and is a predicted model, not a curated record. Gene Ontology annotation, cellular component: nucleus; chromatin. The transcript has 8 exons. Gene Ontology annotation, biological process: nucleosome assembly. The coding region runs from base 119 to 1099 and encodes 326 amino acids. Lineage: Eukaryota; Metazoa; Mollusca; Bivalvia; Pectinida; Pectinidae. Gene Ontology annotation, molecular function: chromatin binding; histone binding.
UCUCCAGCCGUCAGUAAUCCAGCAAGGAGCGUGCGUAUUCGCGCAAAUUUAUCAACUUUUCAAAAGAGAAGAAAGGCAAGUCCACAAACUAACAGAAGACACAGGUUAACUACAAAAAAUGUCGACAGACACCGGACCCCCGGCAAAGAUGCAGAAAGUGGACGGACCAAUAGAGGUAUCCGAAGGUGAUCAGAGUCAAGAUUUUGAUGCAGAUACACAAAAGGCUUUGGAAGAUAUAGACGCUUGUCAAAACGAUAUUGACGUUCUGAAUGAGAAAGCAAGUGAGGAGAUACUGAAAGUUGAGCAGAAGUACAACAAAUUGCGGAAACCCUAUUUUGAUCAACGUAAUGAACUUAUCAAAAAGAUCCCGAAUUUCUGGGUCACUGCAUUUGUCAACCAUCCACAGAUUUCUGCCAUCCUUGAUGAGGAAGAGGAAGAGUGCUUACACUACCUCAACAUGGUCGAAGUUGAAGAAUUUGAAGAUAUCAAAUCAGGUUACAGGAUAAAUUUCACAUUUUCCUCCAAUCCAUAUUUUAACAACAGUUAUAUGUCCAAAGAAUUUCAUCUAGCUACAACAGGUGACCCAGCUUCAAAGUCAACCAAAGUAGACUGGAAAGACAAUAUGGACCUGACAAAGCGGGCCCAGGCACAGAUACCAAACAGAAAACGGAGACACGGUUUCUCACGGACAUUUUUCCACUGGUUCCAAGACAACGCUGACCCAUCGGCAGACGACAUUGCUGAGGUGAUAAAGGACGACAUGUGGCCUAACCCCCUACAGUAUUACUUAGCACCAGACAUAGAAGUCGGGGAGAACGGUGUUGGAGACCAUGAUGAUGAAAAUGAGGAUUCUGUGGUUGUAUUGGGAGAUGAUGAUGACGAUGAUGAUGAGUUAGAUGACGAUGAGGAAGUAUACCAGAUUGAUGAUGAUGAUGAUGACGAUGAAUUAGAUGAAACAAAUGGCUUAGGAGAAACGAUAGAUUCUGUGGAGGAUGAAGAUGAAGAUGAUGAUGAUGUUGAGGUGCUAGGAGAAGAGGAUGAUGAUGAUGAUGAUGUAGAAGCAGUAGAACCUGAUGAAGGGGAAACGAAAGGAGAGUGAUGUCAUAGUUGCCAUAGAAACACCACAGUGCUACAACAAGGAAUUGUGACCAGUCUAAACAGUGAAAUUACCAGUCAUGAUGGCAUAUGGGCCUGCAUGUGGCAGGUUGGGUGGGAAGGGGAAAUUUCAUUAAUUAUAAAGGCAUCAUGAAGAAGGAAUUUUUAACUUUGACAGCUAUUUUUCAUUUAGUUAGUUAUCACUUUCUCAAAGACUGCUGUAAAUCUCAUGCUUUUUUGCGCCCAUUUGCUUAAAUGUUGGAUCUUAAUUUGCAUGUUUUGUGUCGUCUGGCUUUCUGUUGCAACACUUCAAAUGUCUUUUUGUAAAUUUAGAUGGAUAUUAUAAUAUAUUCUUAUUACAAUGAUGGUUUGUAUUUCUAGUAUAGCAAUAUGGUGGCUGAAUUAAUUUUGCUGUAAAUAUUGCCAUCAACAUCAUCAUUUUACUUAAUUUCAUAGAUUUCUUAUCAAAGUUUUCUUUUGUACUUUUUAUAUGUACAAUAUUUUUGCAUUUUUCCCUUUUAAAGUAAUGUCAGUUUUCAUUUUUUGAUUGACGCAGUCCAUGUGAGCAUUUUAGGUAGGAAAACUAUGCUGUCUUGAAAAAGCAUACAUUUUGACCAAGGAACACAAAAGCUAUGUGGGAUUCACCGCGACUCCUAGUCUAAAAGAUUGUUUCAGAAAAGUCUCUAAUGUUAAAAUCUCUUAUUGAACUUUUUAAUGUACUUCUUUUGCAAACCAUGGUGGCAUGUCACUAUCAGAAAAUAGAAAUUUUUAAAUUCUGCUCGACUUUGACAGGACAUCUUGAUCUCGUUGAAGCAUUGGAUGUAUUUAAACUCCAAUCUUUAUCAUUUGGAUUAAUCUGGUAUUUAGCUCCUGGUUGGUAAAAUCUUCAUGUUUUGUCAGAAUGUUUUUCUGUUUGUCAUUAUCAAGGAUCACUUGGUCAUCUGUAUCACCUUUAGUCAGUAUGGGACAGAAAUACAGUACAUGUUUCUAAAUAUAAUGUUUUAAAAAAUGCAAUAUUGAGGCCUGUUCGUUUAUGCGGACAAACCAAGCUUUUUAAUGUAACAAUUCAUGCAUAUCGGUAUAUCUUGGCAGACCUGCAGAUGUUAAUACAGGCCUUGAAAGGCUUUGUCAAAAGCUCGUCUGAAAACAACAAAAAAUCACCAGGUCCGUCCUUAUUUCAUAACAAACAACUCUGGUCUAACCGUUUGGACUGCGAUUUAUGAAAACAGCCUCUGUAAGGAAUACAAAAUUCAGUGAAAUUGCCUCGAUACUGAUAGAUACAGGAGUGAAGGGAAUGUGUCUUAAGAAUUGUUAAAUUGUUAUGUUGACAAAAUCUAAUGUAAUUUAAUAUGAAUUAAUUGAUGCUGAAUGGCUGAGAAAUAUAUUGAACAAGUGGAAGGGACGUCAACUUUCAGAAAUCUUGAUUCAGUACUGUGCACAUAUCAUCCAUUAGCCAUUUUUGCUGGAAAUAUAAAAUAAGACUUGUUUCUUUAUUUAAUUUCAGAAAAAGACCUAACAAUAUAAAUUGUUUGGUACAUAUAUAUAUUAACAGUUUCUAUGUACCAGCACUUUUUAUCUAACAAUCCUAAAUUCUCACACUGAUUUAUUUACAGAAACUUGUAUGAAGACAAAAUCAAAUGUCAUUGAAAUGUUGAACUAGGAACAUUGCUAUGGUGUCAUCUUGAAAACAAAGAAAGAUUAAAUUCAUAAAAUCUUCUUCCAAGUGUUACUGUGUUGACAAAUUAACAGCUUUAAUGUGUUGAAAUGAUCAGCAUAAAUGUUGUUUGUUGGGUUUAUCCUCGUGAACAUUUUGAGGUAGGGUCUCCUUGAAGUAGCUGGUGGCUACCUCACUGAACAACACAUGAAAGGCCCAUAGCAUGCCAUCCAGAGCAAUAUGGCUGAAGUGUCUUACGUACCCAAGGACAAUGUUAACUACGACAGUGAAGAUCGGUCCAUUUCCUAGCUUUCCGAGAAAUUAUUCUCGUCAUGUUCCAUAAAUCAUUCAGCAAAUUUCAUUUUAAUAUUGAGACGACAGCAAACAUAUUGGUUUGAACAUUUUUCCAUACCAUAGCGACAUCUAAAAUAUAAAAACUAGAGUGUUUUAAACCAUACCCAUCUCAUCAGGACAUGAUUGCGGUCAUAAUCACUCCUUUUUGUUGACAUUUGUUUGUUUAAUACUGAAAUUUGACAAAUACUGUCUGAAUGGAAUAACUCACCAAAUAUAUUUUCCAAGUUAUUUUGUUUAUCUCUGGAUAUGGGAAUUAUUAUUGUAUUAACUCACAUUUAAUAAAGUUAACACUUAAAUUCAUAUUCAUCAAAAAAAGAGAUAACUCAAAUGGAUGCUUGCAUUAUCAAACAAAAUAUGAAAAGAUGUUUUCUUUAGGUACUUUUUCUUUGGAUUUGAUUUAAUGGAUUAUCUCCCUUGCACAGUUUACUUUUUUGAGGAAAUUUGGUCCAAGUCCUUAGAAGAGGUGUUUUGUCUGUAUUUUUUCUCGUGUAUUUCUGAGAUAAACAAAAUACAUGUCAUGUAAUCAUAAAACAAAAUACAUGUCAUGUAAUCAUAAAACAAAAUACAUGUCAUGUAAUCAUAAACCAAAUAAUGUGGUAUCCAUGAAGAAUGAAAUUACUGUAUUAAAGUCAUCCCUUUCAGACAAUUAAUGUUAUUUGUACAUAAUGUUUUAUACAAUGUAUAAAAACUUCAUAAUGCUACAUCCAUCAAAUGAGCACUUGAAAAGCAUUCUGCCAUGUUUUGAGGCCCUACCUGACAACAAUCAUCUGGAACAUGUUUGUUAACCAUUCUUCCCCAUGAAUGAUUUGUAUAUAAGGCACUAUAUAUGUGGUGAUCAUAUUGUUUGUAAAAAGAUCAUGUAAUUUUAAAACCAUUGUUAAUAUGAAAAAUUAUAUCAAUAGAAAAUGUUGUGUGCAUAUAUGUAGUUGAAGAUACUUGGACCAAUUCAGUGGUAAUGAUACAUGGUCAAGCUUGACCAGUCUCUCAUUUCAUUCUCAUCUGUUUAUUUACCAAGUUUAAAAGACAGUAUUGUCUCCAUUGAAGCAUGCUUAUUAUAUAUAUAUAUCCAUAGUGAUUUAUUUUCAUUUUCCAAUGAAGUCUGUUCAUAGAUAUAUUGUUGAGCAAAUAUUGUCUCAGGAAAUUGUUGAAUGAGGCUUUGUUUGCUGUCAAGUUUUAAAUAUUGAUUUUUGAUAUUGUAUGUAAAUUACAUAACUUUUUAAUGUAGUGUAUCAAAGAAUCAUACAUUUGAAUCUUUGAACACUAAGAAUUAAUAUGUAGAUUUUACAGUUAGGAAAAUAUCGGUUUUCUCAUGACUUAUUCAUGUAAAACUUCAAUCGUUGAUAUUAACGUAAAAUCUUUAUGGGUAAUUUCAUUUAUAUCAAAAUAAAUCGAAGAAUAAGUUUAUUUACCAUCAAAACAUGACAGAUUACUAAGCAUCAUACAAGUACUCUGUAUUAAAUUCCAUUUGUUACACUAUCACUUGGCAUAUAGCUCGUACUGGUUAAGCCGGACCAUGUAUCAUAACCUUGUGGCCUUCUGAUAAGAAUUUCUUUCCUCCUUGUGUUUUAAGAAAAAGUUACAGCGGUUUCAAUUAUCACAAAUAGUACUACAUAAGUAUUAUUUUAUUUUUCAAAGGGAAAACAUAAGAAUAGAUUUUGUUCAUCUCAGGUUUUCCAUAUUGAAUAUUUUCAGUGAAAAUCUUGAGUUUGUUAAAACUCUUCUUCCCAACUCUUUGAGUGAGUUGUCUUUCCCUUUCCAGGAUGUCACAUGGUCCGAUACAAUGUACAUUCUGUGUCUCAAAAACACUUCUGGAUUUAUAUUGAUGGAAGAUCUCAACAACAUUAAAAGGAGGAGAAAGAAAUUGA